Messenger RNA from Solanum dulcamara, 1742 nucleotides. Its product is annotated as premnaspirodiene oxygenase-like. The record is from RefSeq and is a predicted model, not a curated record. Gene Ontology annotation, molecular function: heme binding; oxidoreductase activity, acting on paired donors, with incorporation or reduction of molecular oxygen; iron ion binding. Bases 90 to 1616 code for a protein of 508 amino acids. Lineage: Eukaryota; Viridiplantae; Streptophyta; Magnoliopsida; Solanales; Solanaceae. The transcript is spliced from 2 exons.
UUGUCGACCAAUGUGGGAUUUAUAACUACCUAACUUGUAUACAAGUAUCCAAUAAAACUUUUCUUUGUCUUCCUCCUCAGUGUAAAAAUAUGGAGAUUCUGCACUUCCAUUUCAAUUCAGUUUUAUUCUUGCUUUUCUUUUUCCUCCUCUUAAUUCUUUUCGUUAGAAAAUCGAUAAAAACUAACCAAAGGUUAUUGCCACCAGGUCCAUGGAAAUUGCCUCUUAUUGGAAGCUUGCAUCACCUUACUGGAGCACUUCCACAUCAUGCUCUUAGAAAUUUAUCCAGAAAAUAUGGGCCACUAAUGCACCUGCAGCUGGGAGAAAUUCAUGCAGUUGUUGUAUCAUCUCCUCAUAUGGCAAAACAAUUUCUAAAAGUUCAUGACCUUUCUUUUGCAGCAAGGCCAAAACUUAUGGUGUCUGAUAUAGUCUUUUAUCAUCAAAAAGACAUUAUAUUUGCAAAAUAUGGUGAUUACUGGAAACAGAUGCGCAAAAUAUGUAUCUCAGAGCUACUCAGUGCAAAGAUGGUCAAGUCGUUCAGCUUAAUUCGACAAGAUGAAAUUCAUAAUCUUGUUGCAUCAAUUCGUUCCACGCCAAAUGUUGAGCUUAACAUGACUCAAAAGGUUCUAAGACUUACUAGCUCUGUUAUAUGUAGAUCAGCUUUUGGAAAAGUAUGGGAUGAUAGAGAUAAUUUGUUGAUGAUCAUGACGGAAGUACUAGCCUUAUCAGGUGGAUUUGAUGUGGCUGAUUUCUUUCCUUCUUGGACAUUACUUCAUGAAAUUAGUGGAAUGAGAAGCAGAUUGAUGAGUAUGCAUAAGAAGAUUGAUGUAAUAUUGGAGAAAAUUAUUAAUGAACAUAAAGAGGGCCAACAAGCUAAUGGGAAAGAGGGAAAUGGCGAGUUUGGGGGUGAUGAUUUGAUUGACGUUUUACUCAGAGUUAUGGAGAAUGGUGAACUUCGAUUUCCAAUUACAAAUGACAACAUCAAAGCAGUCAUUCUAGACAUGUUCUUUGGCGGAACUGAAACUACAUCAACAACAGUACAAUGGGCGUUGUCUGAACUGAUGAGGAACCCGAAUGCCAUGGCCAAAGCACAGGCAGAAGUGAGAUGGGCCUGUAAAGGGAAGAAAGAUUUGGAUGAAAAUGAUCUCGAAGAGUUGAAGUAUCUGAAGUUAGUGAUUAAAGAAACAAUGCGGUUACACCCUGCAUCUCCUCUAUUAGGCCCUAGAGAAUGCAGGGAGGAAACCAAAAUUGAUGGAUACACUAUUCCUUUUAAAGCCAAAGUGAUAGUUAAUGGUUGGGCUAUUGCAAGAGAUCCUGAAAGUUGGGACGACCCUGAAAAUUUUGUGCCAGAGAGAUUUGAAAACAGUUGUGUGGAUUCUAAUGGAAAACAUUUUCAAUUUAUUCCAUUUGGUGCAGGAAGCAGGAUGUGUCCAGGAAUGCAUUUUGGUUUAGCUAAUGUUGUGUAUCCGCUAGCACAGUUGCUUUACCACUUCGAUUGGCAACUUCCUUAUGGACUACAACCCAAGGAUCUGGAUAUGUCUGAAACACUUGGAAUAUCUGCAGCUAGGAAGAAUGAUCUUCACUUGAUUGCCAUUCCACAUGAUUUGUCUCAAUAUUGACACAAAAUAUCAUUAUCAUAGUUUUAUGAUGCUUUCUUUCUUAUUCAGACUCUGUGCAAAGUUCCAUUUCAUCUUUCUAAGUGUAUCCCCUAAGAAAGUAAUAAAUCCCAUUUCAUCUUUCUACAA